AUGAAUAUUAUAACAUCAUAAAUACAACAAUAAAAGGCAGAGAUCUAAGAAAUGGUUUGUCAAAUACAUAAGCGAGAGAUAGUCGCUGUAGAUCUAGAUACAUAAGAAAAAGGUAGUUUUUAAUACUUGUGUUGCAAUUGCUUAGUAGAGAAAAUGAAUAGUAACAAGAUAUCAACAAUUGAAUAGACAAAGGAUAGAAUAUAAUCUCUAAAGACAUAAAGAUAAGAAAAUAAGAUUAAAGAGAUCCAAGUGAGAUUGGAUCUCUUCAAAACCAUACUAGAUUAAAUAAUGGAGUUUAAAUGUAAUGUUGAGAAUACUUUGGAAAAAAUCUAUAGUCAAAUAAAAGCCCAAAUAUUUACAAUUUCAAAAGAAAAAUAAUCUUUAUUAGAUAAUUGUUUAAUGUAAUAUAAUUUCUAAGAGGAAGUUAAAUCUUUAUCGGAAUUUCUCUCAACAGAGACUUAAGAAAAAUAAUUAGAAAUCUCAUAGGAUGGGUAAUUUAUCAAUGAAAUUGUUAAAUAAUUUGACCUUAUAUUUAGUAGCGCUGCAUAUUUCUAAACUAUUGACACUUUUAAGGAUGCCAAAUAGAAAAUUAGUGAAAUUAAUGAAAAUAACUAGAUUGAAUUAAUAUUAUUACAAAAUAAAAAUAACUAAGUAAAAUGUUAUCAAUAUACAAGAAAACCCAAAGUUUAAACAAAAUUUUCCCUACUCAUGAUAAGGAAAUUAUCAUGAUUGAUAUAGAUAGUAAAAAUAAAAAAAUAGAAGAGAGAUUUGUCUGCGUUGAUUGCAUUAGUGAUCAUCCCAAUUGUUAAUAUAGAACCAUUGAGAAAAUUAAUUAGCAAUGGAAUCAUACAAAGAAGCAGUAGGAUAGACUACUUUCUGAGCUAAAAAUUAAAAGGCAAGAAAAAUAGGAAAAACUAAACUAAUAGAUUGCAAUAAUGAGAAAAAAUUACAACUAAUAACUUAAUGAAAUCAGUGAAAAAUUAAUAACAGAAUUUUCUCUACCACCAACAAGCAAGCCCAUUGAGAUUAAUAAAAUUAAAUAAACCUCUCUACAAUAAUUAAGUAAUGAGGAAUUACUUUCAAAUAUUAAUUAAAUUCUUUAAAAUGAUUAAGAAAAUAUGGUAUAAGAUUCAAAGAUUGAAUAUUUGAAAUCCAAAGACACUCUAUUUUAAAAAGAGAUCUAAAGCAGAUUAGAGCAUUUAAAAUAACAUGAGUAAUUAGAUAUUUAAGAAUCUAUUAAUAUUUUACAGGACAUAUAAAGUAUUCAAACAAUUUUAUUUUUAGACGACAACCAAAUCCAAGGAAUUGUGUAAUUAUAAUAAUAAAUUUAUGAGAGUACAAAAACAAAUUAAGUAUCAUUAAUCUACAAAGAAGAUUUAGAUGAACUCAUAAAUUCUUCAAAAUAUAUAUAUUGUUAAAAGAGCUUACUAAAUGAAUCAAUACAGAAAUUUUAAGAACACCUUUCAAAAAUAAAAACGUUUGAGAGUAAAAUGCAAUAAAGUCCAGAUANAAUUGAAUAGACAAAGGAUAGAAUAUAAUCUCUAAAGACAUAAAGAUAAGAAAAUAAGAUUAAAGAGAUCCAAGUGAGAUUGGAUCUCUUCAAAACCAUACUAGAUUAAAUAAUGGAGUUUAAAUGUAAUGUUGAGAAUACUUUGGAAAAAAUCUAUAGUCAAAUAAAAGCCCAAAUAUUUACAAUUUCAAAAGAAAAAUAAUCUUUAUUAGAUAAUUGUUUAAUGUAAUAUAAUUUCUAAGAGGAAGUUAAAUCUUUAUCGGAAUUUCUCUCAACAGAGACUUAAGAAAAAUAAUUAGAAAUCUCAUAGGAUGGGUAAUUUAUCAAUGAAAUUGUUAAAUAAUUUGACCUUAUAUUUAGUAGCGCUGCAUAUUUCUAAACUAUUGACACUUUUAAGGAUGCCAAAUAGAAAAUUAGUGAAAUUAAUGAAAAUAACUAGAUUGAAUUAAUAUUAUUACAAAAUAAAAAUAACUAAGUAAAAUGUUAUCAAUAUACAAGAAAACCCAAAGUUUAAACAAAAUUUUCCCUACUCAUGAUAAGGAAAUUAUCAUGAUUGAUAUAGAUAGUAAAAAUAAAAAAAUAGAAGAGAGAUUUGUCUGCGUUGAUUGCAUUAGUGAUCAUCCCAAUUGUUAAUAUAGAACCAUUGAGAAAAUUAAUUAGCAAUGGAAUCAUACAAAGAAGCAGUAGGAUAGACUACUUUCUGAGCUAAAAAUUAAAAGGCAAGAAAAAUAGGAAAAACUAAACUAAUAGAUUGCAAUAAUGAGAAAAAAUUACAACUAAUAACUUAAUGAAAUCAGUGAAAAAUUAAUAACAGAAUUUUCUCUACCACCAACAAGCAAGCCCAUUGAGAUUAAUAAAAUUAAAUAAACCUCUCUACAAUAAUUAAGUAAUGAGGAAUUACUUUCAAAUAUUAAUUAAAUUCUUUAAAAUGAUUAAGAAAAUAUGGUAUAAGAUUCAAAGAUUGAAUAUUUGAAAUCCAAAGACACUCUAUUUUAAAAAGAGAUCUAAAGCAGAUUAGAGCAUUUAAAAUAACAUGAGUAAUUAGAUAUUUAAGAAUCUAUUAAUAUUUUACAGGACAUAUAAAGUAUUCAAACAAUUUUAUUUUUAGACGACAACCAAAUCCAAGGAAUUGUGUAAUUAUAAUAAUAAAUUUAUGAGAGUACAAAAACAAAUUAAGUAUCAUUAAUCUACAAAGAAGAUUUAGAUGAACUCAUAAAUUCUUCAAAAUAUAUAUAUUGUUAAAAGAGCUUACUAAAUGAAUCAAUACAGAAAUUUUAAGAACACCUUUCAAAAAUAAAAACGUUUGAGAGUAAAAUGCAAUAAAGUCCAGAUAAUUUAGUUUUUACAAACAUAUAAAAGUAAAUCAAUGAAUAUAAGAAUAAAUUUGAAAAAGACUUUAGUUAGUUUAUGAAGUUUUGUGAAAUAGGAAAACUCGAGAAAAAUUUUGAAACACUAUAAUAGGACUAUGAGAAAUUAUAAUUAGAGAGUAUGAACAAUUUUCAAUAAAUUAGGAAACCAAUAUUUGGAAUCAAUUGAGAAGGAUUAUAAAUUGAAAAUCUAGGAGUAGAAUAACAUUAUCCAGGAGCUUGAAAACCUUUUAAGAAACACUGAAGAUAAACUGAAAAAUAAAGUAAAAGAAGAGAACUUAUUAAAAGAAAUGUUGAAAGAGGAAAAUUCUAAGAAUGAGAAAUUUCAAUUAAAAUUAAAUGACUAAUAGAUUAAGCAUGAUAAUGAAAUUAAAUCACUGAACGAGUAAAUAAAUAAAAUUCAAACCGAAUUAUAUUCUAGACUUAAAGUUUUAGAUAAAAACAAAAAUAUUAAAAGUUGACUAUUGGAUAAAAUUAUUUUUUAUUUUAUAAGAAAAAUCAAAAAAAACAAUAAAAGAAUCUCAAUUAAUAUUUUAAGGAACCAGCGAUGGGUUGAAUAAUAAUUCAUUUUGGAAUAAAUGUAAUGGUAAAUGUAAUCUACUCAUGAUAUUUUAAUCUUAAAGUGGGUUUAUCUUUGGUGGAUAUUCUCCAUGUCNCAAAAUUUUCCCUACUCAUGAUAAGGAAAUUAUCAUGAUUGAUAUAGAUAGUAAAAAUAAAAAAAUAGAAGAGAGAUUUGUCUGCGUUGAUUGCAUUAGUGAUCAUCCCAAUUGUUAAUAUAGAACCAUUGAGAAAAUUAAUUAGCAAUGGAAUCAUACAAAGAAGCAGUAGGAUAGACUACUUUCUGAGCUAAAAAUUAAAAGGCAAGAAAAAUAGGAAAAACUAAACUAAUAGAUUGCAAUAAUGAGAAAAAAUUACAACUAAUAACUUAAUGAAAUCAGUGAAAAAUUAAUAACAGAAUUUUCUCUACCACCAACAAGCAAGCCCAUUGAGAUUAAUAAAAUUAAAUAAACCUCUCUACAAUAAUUAAGUAAUGAGGAAUUACUUUCAAAUAUUAAUUAAAUUCUUUAAAAUGAUUAAGAAAAUAUGGUAUAAGAUUCAAAGAUUGAAUAUUUGAAAUCCAAAGACACUCUAUUUUAAAAAGAGAUCUAAAGCAGAUUAGAGCAUUUAAAAUAACAUGAGUAAUUAGAUAUUUAAGAAUCUAUUAAUAUUUUACAGGACAUAUAAAGUAUUCAAACAAUUUUAUUUUUAGACGACAACCAAAUCCAAGGAAUUGUGUAAUUAUAAUAAUAAAUUUAUGAGAGUACAAAAACAAAUUAAGUAUCAUUAAUCUACAAAGAAGAUUUAGAUGAACUCAUAAAUUCUUCAAAAUAUAUAUAUUGUUAAAAGAGCUUACUAAAUGAAUCAAUACAGAAAUUUUAAGAACACCUUUCAAAAAUAAAAACGUUUGAGAGUAAAAUGCAAUAAAGUCCAGAUAAUUUAGUUUUUACAAACAUAUAAAAGUAAAUCAAUGAAUAUAAGAAUAAAUUUGAAAAAGACUUUAGUUAGUUUAUGAAGUUUUGUGAAAUAGGAAAACUCGAGAAAAAUUUUGAAACACUAUAAUAGGACUAUGAGAAAUUAUAAUUAGAGAGUAUGAACAAUUUUCAAUAAAUUAGGAAACCAAUAUUUGGAAUCAAUUGAGAAGGAUUAUAAAUUGAAAAUCUAGGAGUAGAAUAACAUUAUCCAGGAGCUUGAAAACCUUUUAAGAAACACUGAAGAUAAACUGAAAAAUAAAGUAAAAGAAGAGAACUUAUUAAAAGAAAUGUUGAAAGAGGAAAAUUCUAAGAAUGAGAAAUUUCAAUUAAAAUUAAAUGACUAAUAGAUUAAGCAUGAUAAUGAAAUUAAAUCACUGAACGAGUAAAUAAAUAAAAUUCAAACCGAAUUAUAUUCUAGACUUAAAGUUUUAGAUAAAAACAAAAAUAUUAAAAGUUGACUAUUGGAUAAAAUUAUUUUUUAUUUUAUAAGAAAAAUCAAAAAAAACAAUAAAAGAAUCUCAAUUAAUAUUUUAAGGAACCAGCGAUGGGUUGAAUAAUAAUUCAUUUUGGAAUAAAUGUAAUGGUAAAUGUAAUCUACUCAUGAUAUUUUAAUCUUAAAGUGGGUUUAUCUUUGGUGGAUAUUCUCCAUGUCAAUGGUAAUAGAAUAAAGAUGGUCGUUAUGUUUAAGAUGAUACAUUAUCAUCAUUCAUAUUCUCAUAAACACAUGAUAAAAUAUACCCUUUGAAAUAAGGUAGUGAAAAACAUGCUAUUUAUUGUAAUUCAGGAUAAGGGCCUAGUUUUGGAGGUGGUCGUGAUAUAUAUAUAAAUUCAGAUUUUAAGGAUGGUUAUUCUUAUUUAGGUCAUUCAUACCAAUGGGUUAAAUAAGAGAGUAUGAAGUCUACUCAUAUAUUUGGAUAAGAAAUACCAAAUAUUACCGAAUGUGAAAUAUUUGAAUUAAAAUUUAAUUGA
Paramecium octaurelia is the source of this 5357-nucleotide messenger RNA. The record is from the annotation of a GenBank genome assembly. Lineage: Eukaryota; Ciliophora; Oligohymenophorea; Peniculida; Parameciidae.